Miniopterus natalensis is the source of this 962-nucleotide messenger RNA. It is a transcript of the gene PSMG3, whose product is annotated as proteasome assembly chaperone 3. Gene Ontology annotation, biological process: proteasome assembly. NCBI's taxonomy places the organism in Eukaryota, Metazoa, Chordata, Mammalia, Chiroptera, Miniopteridae. The record is from RefSeq and is a predicted model, not a curated record.
UGUGGAAGCGGGCGCGCCGUGUGACGUCACCCUGUUUGGCCGGCGCGGCGGCACCGGGAAGGCCCCGGCGGAGCCCUCGUGGGCAGGGCUCCGCGUGGGCCCGUGUUAAUGCCGAGUGACCCCUGUUCGGGGCCCCAGGGCGUCUCUGGCACCGAUUGACUUGCUCCCUUGCUCCCUCCCUGCGUUCCUUCCCGUCUUAUAUGAACGGAAGGUGCCGUCUAAGGGACCCGGGCAUGGAAGGCAAGGCCUUGGUGACGUCCAAACAGAAGACGGAAGUGGUGUGCGGGGUCCCCACCCAGGUGGUCUGCACGGCCUUCAGCAGCCACAUCCUGGUGGUGGUGACCCAGUUCGGGAAGAUGGGUACCCUGGUCUCCCUGGAACCCAGCAACGUGGCCAGUGACAUCAGCAAGCCCAUGCUCACUACUAAAGUUCUCCUCGGGCAAGACGAGCCUCUCAUCCAUGUCUUCGCGAAGAACCUUGUGACGUUUGUAUCUCAAGAAGCCGGAAACAGAGCCGUGCUCCUUGCCUUGGCCAUGAAGGACAGAAGCAUGGAGGGGCUGAAGGCCUUGAAGGAGGUGAUCCAGACAUGCCAGGUGUGGUGACCCUGGAGUCAGCAGCCGCACCUGCAGCUCAGCAGAGUCAGGUGGAAAUGCAGACACCCUCUUGAUGUGAAGACCCUCCUCUGGUCCAUCAGUGGGAGGAGCUUUUCUGUGGCUCUAGCCCUGGAAGCCAGAGGAGAUGUGCAUGUCUCAGGCCGACUUUUGUUUGGCCUCUAGCACCAUCCAUGGAUGGAGGGAGGACUCGGAGUGCGUGUUGGGAGAGUUGUGAAUGGUUCUCACCAGGGUCCAAGUGGUUGUAUAUAUUUGAGAAUUGAACGAAUGAGUCAUUGGCCCUCAAUAUGUAGUACCAGCUACUGGAAGAAGCUGUUUUUGUAUUAAAAGUAAGUGCAUAACUCAAGACUA